CUCUUACGUGCCUGGCAGAGAGGGAUGUAAACAGCUAACAGCUAGCUAGCAUGCCCGUUCCCCAGUCAGCGUCGGCUCAGAUUACACACCUACACCCGGUGCCGGACUGAACUCCCCACAAAGGAACCGACCGGAUGUCUGAGCUCUGCUACUAAAACCAAGGUCUGACGGGACGUGUGACGCUCGCUGCUUCCUGUCCGCAGGAGAGGACGAAGAAACGGACGAAGAGUUUCUGCCUUUCCGUUCGUUAGUAAAUCGUUCAUUCAGCGUCUUGACGACGGACCUACCGUCCGCCAGGAGCUGCGCAAGUCACGUUCACAUAGAAAGGCGCGUUUGGUUUUGUGAAAACCUCGCUCGGUUUUCUACGUAAAAAACCCCGGGAGAUCAUUGAGGUCCCCCCCCCCCACACACACCCCGUGCGGCCAUGUUGGGCCCUCAGUUGCUUCCUGCCACCGCCGCACCUCCUUCUUAAAAUCUACACCUUAAAUUUUUUGGGACCAAAAGCCAAAGCUCCUUAAACUGCUGCUGUGCUUUUGAUUUAUUUAUUCCACACUAUUUCAUUUUUUAUUUUUAUUUUUCGCGGCUUUUGAUUGUUCCUCGCCGUCUACCGGUCGGCCAAUCAUGGCGCAGUCCGGCUCGGUGGCGUCAACGGCGGCGGCGGCCGACCUGCUGAUCGACGGCAACAAAGAGGGAGCGUCUCUCCCGGCAAAGAGCGUCGCCAAGCAACUGAUCGUAACCACGGCGACGGAGGGUUCGGAAGUCAAAGCCGAGAUGCGGAGCAGCAGCAGCAGCAACGGCGCCGACGACAGCCCUCGUCCCUCCAAAGUCCCAAAAGACGAGGACGGCGAGGACGGCGAGGAGGAGGAGGAGGUCACGCCCACGCCGCCGGAUUCGUCCUCGCUGUCGUCCGAGAACGGGGCGAUGACCGGCGCCGUCACGGAGGAGGAGUCUCUCUCGGCUCGACUCAGACACGGCAAGGAGACGGGUCUGGACACGGAGGAGAGCGUCUCCGUGGCGACGGCAGGCGGCUCCGACGAGCAGCGGGAGUCCACAGACUCGGCGUCCUUCUCCCUCCCGAGCCUGGAGCUGUCGGACGCCGCGGCGGCGGCGAUCGCGGGAAGCUCCGUGGACUCGUCCUACUCCGCUCUGGGGGCGGACGGCCUGUCCCCGUCCACGGAGGCGCCCGGUCUGAAGGAGGACGACGUGCUGGAGGCUGCCGGGGGCGCUGUAGCUGUCGCUGCUGCGGCGGAGGCCGGGCCGUCCAUGCCGGCGUAUUACCUGGUGAAGUGGAUCACCUGGAAGGAGAAGAAGACUCCCAUCAUCACGCAGAGCGAGAACGGGCCGUGCCCCCUGCUGGCCAUCAUGAACACGCUGUUCCUCCGCUGGAAGGCUAAACUUCCUGCUCAGACUGAAGUCGUCACAACUGAGGACCUGAUGGCUCACCUAGGAGAGUGUGUGUUGUCUGUUACACCAAGAGAGAAGGCCAACGGGAUGGAGCUCAACUUCCAGCAGAACAUGAGUGAUGCCAUGGCCGUGCUCCCUAAGCUGUCCACAGGUCUGGACGUUAACGUUCGUUUCACCGGAGUGACGGACUUUGAGUACACGCCGGAGUGCAUCGCGUUCGACCUGCUGGACAUCCCGCUGUACCACGGCUGGCUGGUCGACCCACAGAGUCCAGAGGUGGUGGCUUCUGUGGGGAAACUGAGCUACAACCAGCUGGUGGAGAAAAUCAUCGACUACAAACACUCACCGGACAGCAGCCGAGUCAGUGAAGGUCUGGUGGCGGAGCAGUUCCUGGAGUCCACAGCGACCCAGCUGUCCUAUCACGGUCUGUGUGAGCUCAACACGAUGGCCAAGGAGGGAGAAAUCUCAGUGUUCUUCAGAAACAACCACUUCAGUACCAUGAUCAAACACAAGGGCCACCUGUACCUGUUGGUGACGGACCAGGGCUUCCUGCAGGAGGACGGUUUGGUGUGGGAGUCUCUUCAUAACGUCGAGGGAGACGGAAACUUCUGCGACUCGGACUUCCGGCUGUGUCACCCUCCGCAGAGAGCUCCGCCCCCCGCCAGCCUGCCGCCCAGCGCCCAGGAGCAGCAGAGACAGAUCGACCAGGACUACCUGGUGGCGGUCUCCCUGCAGCAGCAGCAGGGCGGGGCCCCGGGGCCCCUCAGUGACCUGGAGUUGGCCCGACAGCUCCAACAGGAAGAAUACCAGCAACAGCAGCAGCAACUACAGCAACAACAGCAGCAACAGCAACCGCAGCAACAGCAGGGAUCACCUCCUGCAGCAAUGCAGGUCAGAGGUCAGGGGUCACAGCAGGGCGGAGCGAGGAGAAGAGAGAAGGACUCGGACUGUGUCGUCCUAUAGACUCCUUUAUUAUCAUCGUAAUCUGUCGAGACACACACACACACACACAGACACACACACACACACACACACACAAAGACACACAGAUAUACACACAGACAGACAGACAGACAGACACAGAUACACACACAC
Messenger RNA from Sander lucioperca (pikeperch), 2499 nucleotides. RefSeq names its product MINDY lysine 48 deubiquitinase 1 (gene mindy1). The record is from RefSeq and is a predicted model, not a curated record. NCBI's taxonomy places the organism in Eukaryota, Metazoa, Chordata, Actinopteri, Perciformes, Percidae. Gene Ontology annotation, cellular component: cytosol; cell periphery. The transcript is spliced from 13 exons. Gene Ontology annotation, molecular function: cysteine-type carboxypeptidase activity; cysteine-type deubiquitinase activity; K48-linked deubiquitinase activity. Bases 622 to 2367 code for a protein of 581 amino acids. Gene Ontology annotation, biological process: protein K48-linked deubiquitination.